This is a messenger RNA of Helicoverpa armigera (cotton bollworm), 12504 nucleotides long. RefSeq names its product histone-lysine N-methyltransferase ash1 (gene ash1). Lineage: Eukaryota; Metazoa; Arthropoda; Insecta; Lepidoptera; Noctuidae. The record is from RefSeq and is a predicted model, not a curated record. Bases 229 to 9999 code for a protein of 3256 amino acids. The transcript is spliced from 23 exons. Gene Ontology annotation, molecular function: protein binding; histone H3K4 methyltransferase activity; chromatin binding. Gene Ontology annotation, cellular component: nucleoplasm; nucleus. Gene Ontology annotation, biological process: regulation of DNA-templated transcription.
GCAUUUCUCGAUAUUAUUCGACGCCAUUUUGCGCCGCAUUUUAUAUAGCUAUAAUGGUAAUAAGUCUCAUUCUUUCAUACGUAACUUUCAUAAGCAAAAGAAUAAGAUGCAAAAUUCACUGACUUUCUCUUGAGUUACGUAGAUUAUUAUAAUAAUAUGGGCAAUUUGCGACUGAAAUGAAGACAAUCACACUGUUGUAUUUGGAAACAUCUUGACCAACCUUGAAAAAUGGGCACAGAGUUGCCAAAAACUCAUGAUUCAAGUGGUGAUUCGGACUCAAAUAGUGAUUCUGAGAACAGUAGCACCAGCGAUUCAUCAAGAAGUGAGUGGGAGUGUUCUGAUUCUAAGCAAAGUGCUUCCCGAAAGGCACACUUCUCAGUUACUUCCUGUGAUACUGGCUUAAAACUGAAGAUUGCUGCCAUACCACAGAGAAAAGUAUCACCAAAAAGGACCAAUAAACCAUCAGUAAAAAAGAAAUUGACUAAUAAAGGUCAGAGUAAAGAUAGAACACCAGUGAAGAAAAAAUCCCAGCUCUCUGAUACCACUUCCAGCUCAGAAUCAUGUAGUAAAUGUUCAUCGGAUUCAUCAAGUGAUGAUGAUCUGCCGCUAAAAGCUGUUUCAAAAUCCUUACCAUCUAAAUGCUCGGCUAAAACACCUACUAAAGUUAAAAACACCAAUGCAAAAGCUGACAGUGAAGAUGGCAGGAAACCAUGUGAGAUCAAGGAAAGUGCAGCAAAACUUAAUAACAAAGAGAAACAAUGUGCAUCAAAGACCAACGUUAGUGUGAAAAAGACUAAAAGUGACGAAUCUACACAUGAUGCUCCAUUGAAAAGAGGAAGAGGGCGACCCAGAACAAAGUUCGCAUCGGGUGCGGCGGAGAGCGUGGCUUGUGGAACUAGUUCGUCAUCAUCAAGCUCUUCGUCGUCAUCGUCAUCAUCAUCUUCGUCAUCAUCGUCUUCGGACUCUGACACCGCGGAUGCCGCAGGCGGCACCGCACAUGCUUCACCAGAUGACUCCAAUGCUGCACUGGCCGCGGACUGUCAACUACAGCUCAUCGACGAUGCAGACCUUGCGGAACUAUUUCCAGAACAAACAUCGAGCGCGCCGGCGCAACAGCCCAAUUUCUCGACCUUUACUGUCCACAACGCGGCGCCGGAUAACGACGACAAGUCCAUUGCUGAUAAUGGUGAUGGAUCCAGUAGUGAAAUGGAACUUACGCCUCAGCUGGUGACAGCUGCUAUACAAAGGGCGACCGCCGAUUCAUCAGGAUCGGAAAAUGAGUGUUCCAACUCGGACACGGGGCAUCAGAACACCACGCACUACGCUUCCAGCUUGCUUCAGCAAUUUGUUGCCCAAACUCAACUGCUGAGCAGUACGGCGCCUUUAACAUCGAUUAAUACGGCAGCGUCAUCUUCACUGUCCUGUGGAUUAAAUCCAUCAUCGCUAGACGGCGUCGGGACAAUCAGCGAUUGUGUACUUGGCCAAAUAAAUACUUUGCCAGAAAUAACUCCCAUCGCGCCAAACUUUUUAUCAUCGAGCCAACAUUUGAGUCCGCAGCAGACAGAAGAGCUUUCACAAAAUUAUAAAGACCUCGAAGAGAUUGCUUCUGUUGCGGAUUCUGUGGAUAUAUCAAUGACAAAUCCACCGAGUCUAGAAGAUUGUGUCGAUAAUAAUGACUUCAUGACAUUAGAUAUCACUCAAGGAGGCUCCGAACUAGGAAGUGCUAAUGAUUUGUUAAAAAGUUCGCCUAUGACUAUAGUUGGCACAGAUUUAAAUCACCUAAGUCAAAUUGAUUCUCAAAAGUUAGACACAAUCAGCACAAACUCAAUUGAAUCUCAGGAAGAUGUGAAAAAUGUUAUCGUAGAGUCUAGAAGAAAAAGAGGCAGGCCUCGGAAAGUUCGAAAAGCUGACGAAUUUGACAACAAAGGUACUGAAUCUCAUAAAGAAGCAAAAUCUGUAGUAAACGUAAUAAAUUUUCACAAUAAUAAUGACCCUCCGAAUGUUUCUCCAGAUUCUGGAAUACUCUCGAAUCACAACUCCCCCACGCAUUCCCCGCUGAGACGUCACGAUGUUGACGAAAGCCACAGUAGACUAGGUAGGAAAUCUAUUCAAAAGGAAAACACAACGAGAAGAGCCAUGAGAUCAAAAUCCAAAAGCAGGAGCCUCGCUCAGAACAGAUCAGAUUCUAGUGAAUGUGAUUACCAGAAAAAGAGAAUUGAAAAUGAAAUUAAACAAAUUAAAACGGAAGCUCCAUCUCCAGUUCCACUUAAACAGGAACAAAAUAAAUUUGAAAAGAAUAAGAAGGUUGACCAUAAACUUGAUAUAGCUGCAUUAGAUAGAAUGUUAUAUGCAACAGACAGGGUAUUGUAUCCUCCUAGAAAAAAGGUUGGGCGUAAACCGCAAAGUAAAACGAAGUCUGCUAAAAACACGCCUAAAACUUUAAAAGACAAAAAUCAGUAUGACUCUGGUGAUAGUGACGACGAUUCUGUAACUACCAACAGGUCUGUGUUAUCAGGUGUUUAUGCAAAACGUAAAGAAUUAAAUAGCAAGCUUGCAAACUUACCCAAAAAGAAUAAUAAAUCGUUUGCUAACAACACCUGGCGAGAUAAUCAAAGUGAGAAUGAAGCAGCUGCAGAUGACCCAUUAGACCCAACUUGGAAACAAAUCGAUCUGAAUCCUAAAUAUAAAGACAUCUUGUCGGGUUAUAAAAGUGACCAUGAAUUUAAACCCUAUAAAAGCUGUAGUCGUCUGAUAGAGUCGGGCUAUAAGAGCGAUUACGGCUGUAGAUCUGGAUAUAAAAGUGAUUACUACCGUUCGGGCUAUAAAAGUGACCACAAGUCGGGUUACAAGAGCGAUAAAUCGGGAUAUAAAACAGACAACAGUGUAAGGAGCAUGCGGAGACGCAUGAGGAAAUUAAAGAAGACUAGGUCAGUAAGAGAUAGGUCGUAUUAUAAAAACCAGAAACAUUUUGUAUCAGAUCAAGAGAUACUUGUCUUGACAAAUAAAACAUUCAGCAGCCUAACUUUAGGUCACAGCUCAAGUGAUUCGGAGUGUGAAAGCUACUUGCGAAAACCCAGUGCGAGUCCUAAGUAUGUAAGUGUUUGCACAAAAUAUCCACUAGCAUCAAAGUAUGACUUCGGGUUUUCAAAGAUGAGCCAAAAGCACGUGUUAAGACUGAACUCAUCAGAUCCUUUCGCUCCUGGCCCAGUGUUUAGUGGUUUACAGCGGCCAGUAACAACUUGUAAUAUAUUCAAAGUGAGUAACAACAACAAUAACAAUACUAUGCUGAAGUCUCCAAACAAAGCCACAUACAUCGGCAAUUCUUUGCCAGCACUAAAACCUGCAUUUACUCAUAAAUUUGGAUCGUCACCGAUUUGCAUAGCUGCUAAAGUUUCUGGACCGAAGAAGGAAAAUGAUAGUAGUUUUAAAUACUUUUCGAGAACGUUAUCCCCUAAGAACCGUAAACAACUAAAAAACGGAAAUACUUCGUUUUCGAGCUCGUCCAAAAAAGAUGCUCCGCCUAAGCCGCUUCCUAGUAUUUUCGAAAAAGCUAAAAAUAGUUAUGUUCCGAACAAAUCCUUAUCGAGGAAUGUUUUUCUAAAUUUUAAGAAGCCACAUAUAAAGCCAUCUUACCACAUCAAGAAACAUAGACGCACAGUGGUUUUAGCACCUCCUAAAAUAAAUCUAAAACCUACGGAGAGACUUUCGAGGGUAACUGUUAAGACAGAGAAUAAACAUCAUCGACAUAGAAGUAAAAGACGGCAUCGAUCUAGAUCUGUUUCUAAAUGCAGGGAAACAUAUACAAAAGCUGUAGACCUCGUUGAUCAAAGGUUUAGUCAAGAUAUGGACAACUUGAUAUCAAAUUUUAUUAAAUUGUGUCAAAUAGCACCAAAAUUAAUUACGAAUGUCACACAAAAUCCGCCUAAAACUACAGAGAAGACAUCCACCGAAGCAGCUCCUACUAAAGUGGUUAAAAGAGGAUCGAAGAAACGCAAAACUUCGGACAAUCAGGAAAUUGCUACACCUACGUCUAAACGGAGACACAAAAAACAGCUAGCAGAAUCUCAGAAUAAAGGUGGAAAAGAUACUAAUGAGCAUAAAUUGCCCCUCAAAAAGCGGCAUUAUCACAUUAACUCCUCUACAGGUAACUCAUUGAGUCUUAGCUUAGUAACAUCAGAAUUUGACGAGAAUUCUAAGAAUGGAAAUAGUCCCGAAAAGUUCUUAUGCACCGAGACUGAUUGUACUGGUGAUGUCCAAAGUAAUACACCCGAAGAUUCGCCCAAACUAAAAGUAUCGACAGAAAAAGGCAAAAAGAACUGUGAUAAUGCAAAAGCAUCCCAAGUCGCCAACAAUCAGGACAUCAAAAGUCUUAAUAAUGAAGUAGCAUCGAAAAAUACAAAAGCAAAUAACAACGCAUCUGCAGAUAUUUCCGUUAAAAUAAAUGAAAACAAUAGCACACCUACUAAGAACCAUUCUCCGAAUUCCCAAACUGAUGAUGAACUAUCUAUCAAGAAACCGACAUCGGAGCAAUCGGAACUUUCUAAGAAGAUAUAUGAAACGUCCGAAAAGUUGAAGGCGGUUCAUAAAAUGGUGCAUGAUUUAGAGAAAUCUUUACCUAAAUCUAAAGACCAGGAAGUGAAACCAGAAUCAAAUAAACAAGAAACAAAUAAAGUUUCUUCACCAAGAUCCGAAAAUAAAUCUUCGCCUACACGACAUUCCGCACCUAUUGUAACACCGAAGAAGCGACAUAGACUUGAAGCAGAUAAGGUUAUAUCACAUUCGAGUCUAGAUCAAGUAGUACAGUCUUUGUCCAAGAAGCUAUCUGAAGAAAAAUCGGUCACAUCUUCAGAUGCGAAAGAAACCAAGGAUGUUAAUCAAAAUAAUUCCAAGGAAGAUUCUAAAGAGGCUGAAAAGUCAGAUACUGCAAUGUCUAAUAGUAAUACAACAUCGCCAAACAACGCGAAUAUGGACCCGUUGAAGAGUAUGUCUGCUCGAUCCUUAUAUAAAAGUUCAAUCCCACCCGCUCAGAAGUCUGAAAUAAUGACGCGUAAAAAGAAUAGAUUGGAAGGUUUAACAAGUAAUCUAGUUUCUAAAAUAAAUCCAAGUGCAGCUACUAAGGUUUUAGAUACACUACUAAAUAAUAAUAUACGUAAAUCUAUAGAAUCUCGUAUUUUAGAAAAGGAGAAAAAUAGUUCAGAACCUUCUGGUAAGGCGACUGAUGAAAAGAUUAAAAACAAAGAAAUAUCUCAAAUUAGCACAAGGGCAACAGUAAUUAAGUCUCCAGUCUCGAAAGGCAAAGUUUUGGACACUAAAAAGUCCAAGGCAUCAGAACCUCAUGUUGAACAAACGCUUGUUGUGAAUGUCGACAAACCAACUGGUAUAUUUGAACCAUCAAUUGAUUUGGAAGACCAGAUUCCCAAGUCUUCCAUUUGUGUCAGUAAUGUUUUGGCUGAUGCAAAUAAAGCCAAAUCUAAAGCUAAAACGAAUGACUCUAAAGCGGCUAAUUCUCUAUUAGCUCCUAUUGACACUGAAUCCGAGAUACCGUUGGCAUUAAUAUCAGAAACACCUGACCCGAUUAUAAGGCCAAAACGGGGAGAAUCAAUAGCUGCAGUCAUAUCAGAUAAACUUCAAGAAACAACUGGUGGUCAUAAUUUACGACAAACAAAAAGAAAUUUGAAUACAGACACUGAAGAGCCAAACGAUAAUAAGAAAAAGAAGAAGGCUAAUAAUAUUCUCAGAGAGAGUAAACUAGUUUUGCCUGCCAGGGUUUUAGUUCCAAAAGUACAAGCGGAACGUCUAGCCAUCGCAGAUUCAGCUAAGAAGAUCAGCUUGACUACUAAAAAGUCCGAAGCUAAUGAUUCCAGUGACAAUAAAACAGUGGAAACAUCAAAAAAGAAAACUAGAAGGCGCAAGGCGAUUAAUAGAACUGGCUUCCCAAAUAUUAAAAGAAAGAAGAAGAAGAUCGAAAGUAGCAACAUCACCUCGGAUAGUCAUUUCACCUCCGAUACAGAUAAUAAUUCUGCAUUUGAGCGCGUGCCUAAAGAUGGUGAAGCUAUGAGUAGUUUCUUAGAACGUACUAGCAGUAAGAAACCAGAGCUUAAAGUAGUGCUAAAUAAGGACGAAUGUCCUAAACAAGGCAGAUUGACUGUUGUAGCUCUUGAGAAAUUACAAGGCAAAGAUGUCCCAAGCGAUAACAAUAACAAAGUUUCUAAAACUGCUGAUACUGUUGCUACUGAGAAAAAGACUAGUUCAUCUAUUUUAAGAGCACCAGCCCUUCAGCUUAAGAGUAAAACAGAGAAAGAGGUUAAAAAUCAUAUAAAUAAAUGGGAAGUUCUGAGUGAAACUGAUAGUAUUCCAUCUCUGGCCAGUUCUCUUAGUAAUGAUCCCGAAGACAGCAUACCAUUGAGCCUUUUGAAUUUAAAAUCUGAUAGACCAGUUAGUCGUCUGGACAAUUUGGAAAGGCUAAAACGCAAAACAAGGGCCGUGUCACCAUCUCCUGAAAUUGAAGAAAUAUUCUCUAAGAGAAAAGUUGUCGAGAGGAAUUGCAAAAUCGGCUUGAGACCAAAAUCUAGUCUUGCAGUGUUAUGUCCAAGUGAAAGAAGGCAGACCAGGAGUUCUGAUAAUACCGCUGAAGAACCGAAAAUAACUAAAGCAAAGAAACCAGAAGUCAAGAAAACAGUAGUUGAAACUGAGAAGGUGACUAAGCCGGUUGCUAUUGCAAAUAGAAGAAAAUCACGGUCUUGUCAAAUGAACAAAAAAAGAGAAGUCCAAUCGAGUUCUCGAGAGAGUUCUUUAGACACCGUUGUAAGUCGCAAGUUUGAUUCGAAGUCAAGAGAACCCUCGUUAGAUACUCUCGAAAAUGAUCCUCUGCCGCUCAAUGAGAAAGAGAUCGAUUUUGAGAAGAGUAUCGAUGUAUUAUCGAAAAAUAUCAUUUGUAAGAAACGAGUGGCGUCAUCUCGGGACGAUAGCCCGGCAAGUAGUGUGGACAAUAGGGACAAACCUGUAAUAUCGAAGAGGAAUCCGCGCCUGCGCAAGAAAUUCUUAGCUGCUGGUUUGUUCUCCGACUAUUACAAGGAAGAUCCCAAACCCGAGGGUAAAGGCAAGAAUCUAGUGACCCAAACUGAGUUCCCGCCUGGGUUGUUAGCUCCGCCGCCGUAUUGUGAACGUUGGGUGCGUCGAAGACUGCAACACUUCUCACUGCCUUAUGACAUUUGGUGGCAACAGCAUUAUAACCAGCCUGUACCAUCGUGGAAUUAUAAGAAGAUACGCACAAAUGUUUAUUACGAUGUGAAACCAUCAGCGGAAGAAUGUGAAAGCGUUGCGUGUAACUGUGCCCCCGCUUCGGGAUGCAAUGAGGACUGCAUCAACAGAUUGGUUUAUUCCGAAUGUUCGCCACAACUGUGUCCUUGCGGUGAUAGGUGUAAGAAUCAACGUAUUCAGCGGCAUGAAUGGGCUUCGGGCUUGGAGAAGUUUAUGACGGAGAAUAAAGGUUGGGGUGUGCGAACCAAACACAGGAUCACUUCGGGAGAUUUUAUCCUCGAGUAUGUUGGAGAGGUCGUUUCUGAUAAGGAGUUUAAGGAGCGGAUGGCGACUCGAUAUGCUAGGGACACACAUCAUUAUUGUCUACACCUAGACGGCGGUCUGGUUAUAGACGGACACCGGAUGGGAGGCGACGGACGAUUCGUCAACCACUCUUGCAGGCCCAACUGUGAGAUGCAGAAGUGGACCUCCAAUGGCACCUUCCGAAUGGCUCUCUUUGCCUUACGAGACAUCGAUCCUGGCGAGGAACUUACCUAUGAUUACAACUUCUCGCUGUUCAAUCCUGCUGUGGGUCAGCCCUGCAAGUGUGAUUCUGAGGACUGCCGAGGUGUGAUCGGAGGUAAAUCUCAAAGGAUCACCAAACAACCAGUGAAAACUCAAUCGCGGACACCAUCUAACGCGUCGAACCAGUCUCAGAGUUCAAACGGCCAUCAGCCGCGGGUCGGUCGGCCGCGCAAAGCGGUCAAAUGUAACAAGAAAUCUGAACAGCAAGCUGUGAGCACUUGCGAUAUUAAGACUAUGACCAUUCUCAAGUAUCAACAACAUCUGAAUAAGUUGUGGCAGGAACCUCAGAUGAAACCGCUCACGGCCAAGGAAAAGAACAUCGUGAAGGAACGGCACUGCUUCCUUUUGAGAAACUUGGAUAAUGUACGGCGUAUCCGCGACCGCAUCAACCUCGCUAUCCCGGGCUCUCCACCACCGGCAGCCCCAGCCCCUUCCACCGCCCCCGCACUACCCGCGCCGGCCCCAGCGGUCCCAGUAGCACCCACUACAUCAUGCACUGUAGACCCACUAGCCCCGGCCCGCAGUGUGGACGAGGCCGGAGCACUGGCUAGACUGCGAGCGUUGCGUGACGUCACACGUCCGCCGCGACCGAAGGACGAUCCUACACUGCCGAAGGAACAACGGUUGAAUGUUGUGCUGAAGGCUAUUUGCCGCGCGGUCAAGGAAGUUAAGGACGAAAAAGACAGGCCACUGUAUACACAACUAGUGCGAUCUAAAGCCGAGCGAGGCAAAGCCCCGGAAGGCGGCCCAGCUGACUUGGCAGCCAUUGAGACAGAAUUAGAAGCCGGACAUUACGACACACUGGCGAAGUUCGAUUCGGAUGUGUCAUCGCUGUUGAGUUCCAUCUUGCGAGAACAUGGGCGCCUGUCAACUAUGGGUGCUGCUGCCGCACAAAUUAAAAAGGUGUAUAAUUCCGUGAAGACGGAUUAUGCGGAUAUGCUCACUAAAAUACUUGGACCUGACGAACCCUUGCCUCCUGGGUUCUUGCAGAAAACUAAGACUGAGGAAGUAAUCAUGUGCAUCUGCGGUCUGCACGUGGAGGAAGGGCUGAUGGUGCAGUGCGGCGGCGCGGGCUGCGGCGUGUGGCAGCACGCCAGGUGUAUGCGCGUCACCGACACCAGUGUGCCGCACUACUGCCAUCACUGCCAGAAUACCAAGGUGGAUCGUGAAAUACCUUUAGACGAAUACACGGAGGAAGGUCAUCAGUUCUACCUGUCGCUAAUGCGUGGCGAGUUACAAGUGCGACAAGGCGACACCGUCUACGUGUUGCGCGACAUUCCUAUUGACGAGAAGAACCCUGAUGUCAGCCAGAAAAAUGGCGACAAAGCGGAUAAACCCGACUCGCCUAAAACUAAACGCGUCGAUAGGAAGAAGGUUAAGAAUAUUGCGAAAAAUAAAGAUAAGACUGAAGAAACUGCGCAGAAUAAGGAGGGUGAAGUUCGCAAGCACACGUACCAGACUAUCGGCGAGAUAUCCGUAUCAGAGCUGGACAUAUUCCGCGUGGAGCGUCUGUGGAAGCACAAGGACACGCAGGAGCGAUACGUGUACGGACACCACUACCUGAGGCCGCACGAGACCUUCCACGAGCCCACUAGGAAGUUCUUCCACAACGAGGUGAUGAGAGUACCACUAUAUGAAGCAGUGCCUAUCGAACUUGUGAUGUCGCAGUGUUGGGUCAUGGAUCUCAAUACUUAUUGCAAGGGUCGUCCAGUAGGUGCCCUGGAGCCGCACGUGUACAUCUGCGAGCUGCGCGUGGACCGCGGCGCCCGCCUGUUCACGCGCUCGUCGCGGCACAAGUACCCCGUCUGCACCAGACCAUACGCCUUCGACCACUUCCCGCACCGACUCAAGAUUACUAGGACUUAUGCGCCUCACGAAGUGUCUCCCGAAUAUCUGAAAGGCAAAGCAGCUAAGAAUGCUGCCACUACUGACAAGAACAAAACUGCAUCUAAGGAUGUCAAAAAGAAAACAGCUACACCAGCAAUUACGGAUGCAGGAAAGAGUUGCGUGAGCACCAGCGGCGGCGGCAGCUCAGCUGUGCAGAGCCGCUCGGCGCGUGCGGAGCGCGUGAACUUGCUGGCGCGGCGGCUGCUGGCGCGGCUGGGCUGGCGCGGCGCGGCGCUGGACGCCAGCUACCUGCUGGCGCCGCGCCGCGCGCGCCGCUCCGUCUCCUGACGCUGCCUCUGCUGCGCGCCCGCGCCGCCGACUGCCUCGGCUAGCAAAGCCAAGGAGCCUUGAGGCUGGGAGCUCACGUCAUCUGUAGCCUAGACUUUUCCCAACUCGGCGGGCAGGCGGGCUCCACUCCAACCGGAUCCAGCUGAGUACCAGUGUGCCACAUGGAACAACUGCCUGAUGUGUUAAGGCUACUCGCCCACGUAAAACUUUUUGUAAGGCAAAUAAUAAUUAUCGAACCGAUUUUUUGUAGUACUAUCUGACUGGAGUUUUGUGCGUUAAACUAUUUCUAUCAGUAUUUUCUACAAAAAAUCUAUCACCGAUAUUACCAGGGAUGAGUGAGCAGCCUAAGCUGACUCAAGCCGGGAUGUCAUGCCAGAGGAUUUUAAUCACCGGUUACUGAUCAUAUAAACAUCUUAACAUUUCUACUGGUAAUAAAAAACUUCUUGAAAUCCCGCUGCGUUAUACUCUCCAAUAAUGCCGUCUCAAGAAAUCCUUUUCGAUGCCACGUCAUCAAUUUAAUACAUUAAAUAUUUUUUUUUGUAUUCUUAAAAGUUAAGUUUCAAUAUACUUUGGUAAAAAUUUAAAUCCUUUGGCAUUCCGUCGUAAUAAUAUAAUUCUCAGUGUUGAUCGCUGUAUUAUUAUUUUUUCUAAGAUUUGACGCUUGAUCUUUGCGCGGUCACAUGACCUUUGGCGGUGUAACAUCAUUGGACCUGCUGAGGAGAUCAGGCUUUCUCGGAUAUUAUCUCCUGAAUAUGUUAUGAUUGUAAGUACUUUGUUUAUUAAGUUUCGUGCUCAGUCGCGAUGUUGUAGUGCAGCAUAAUUUACUUAUGGGCCCCGAUUCCCCGACUUAGACUUAGGAGUACUGCGAAUAGUUAUAUUUUUACAUAAGAGGAAAGUGCGGAGUAUUGUUGUAGUUAUUUAUACAUGUAACGUGUACGAGAUAAAUUGUAGGUUAAUAAAAUUAUUAGUUAACGACCACUGGUGCGAACUGAUGUUGAACGUUGAAGAGUUUUAAUAGAGGUUAGAUACAGAAGUGUUGUUUGGGAGGUUGUUAAUUUAAUAUUAGUGAUUAAUUAUUAUUAUUCUUUUUUCUAAUCAUCUUCCGCUAGAAUAAGAGUUAGAGGAAGUAGAUUAUGUUUCAAUCGUCUGGUCAUUUAUAUACGUGCUAGCAGGAACAAGGCAGGAUGCACUCAUGCCUUACGUCACGCACUAAAAUCUCUCUAAUUUUUAUACAUUUGGUUAAAAUAAGUUGUACAUAAUGUUAGUGUUUAAGGUGGUUGGUUGUUUUAUGUUUAAAUCAAGAUGAUAAUAUAUUGCUUACUGUACGGACCGUAUGUUAGUCCUCUAUGAAGUGUCUGCUUGUUUAUCCGACGCCUGUCGGACACUGUAUGCACGUCUCUCACGCUACGCCUUCAAAUUGUGAUCAUGGAGAACAAAGUUGUUUUUGUUUCUAAUUUAUUUGUAAAUUACUGUUAGUUUUUAUUCUUUCUUAGUAACUUAACAUUUCAGUGAUUUUUUUUGUAUAUUUUUAAGAAACCAUUUAUAGUAUUUUGUCUUUACUGGUUUACACUUUAUUAAUCUUUUUGCUUAUAACAGCAUGUGUUGAGAUCGUUUGGUCCCAAAAUCUAGUACAAAUAUCCAUCAUAAUCAUUCUUAUACACUUUGAGAUCUAAAGCUUGAUGACAACAUCGAAAUGUAUUUACUGUUAUAUAUUCAACAAUGGUAUAGUGACUUUUUUAUUACUCUAUUUUAUUUAGAAUCAAAAUAGAAAGCACUAUCUUAGAUCAGUAAACACGAAAUCCAAAUACUUAAAGUAUAUACUUUUUUUUGUCGCUCGCACUUGCACUUUUGAAAUCAGAUGUUUUCGCCUUAUGGUUAAGUAAUAAUCAGUCUACCAUUUGUACCACAGAUAGACAUAUUCCCGUUAAAAUAUCCAUGAAUUUAUCUAUAGUGACAGUUAGUUAAUUCAGGAAUUCAGAUAUGUACUUAACUAGUGAAUUAAAUAGUUUACAAUAGUCAAUAAUAGUUUAGGUAUAAGAUUUACAUUUGAUUGCCUACUUUGUGUUAUAUACUACACAUAGACAAUGGUCGGAUGAUUAGUAUCCGAUCAAAGACAAACCCUGAGCCACCUUCAAUUAAUCGAAUUUUGGGAUCAAAAUUAUUUUUGCUUUUCUGAUUGACAUUAAAAUUUAUAUUUUCUCUUAUACAAGUGUAAAUAGUUUGAUAUUUAUGAAUUUAUUAAUGAGUUUAGAUUUCUUAUAUUUCGUGUCUUUACUUUUAAAAGGACACGUGUUUUUUUCUAAAUCAAUUUUCAUGAGUUAACAAUUAUUUUUGAUUGUUACAAUGCGUUUUUUGAAAUCGAUUCAAACUAUUUACACAUAUCAGGGAUAUUGAAGUGUUAUAAGAAAUUACUUUUUUGAUAUAACGAGCAGCUUUACUAUUUAUAUGUUUUAAGAUGCCAUUUGUUGUAACUCAUGUUUUAAUAAUAAAUUAAAUUGGAUCAGA